AUGCACGUAAACCGGUCUCAAGGUUUAGCAUUAGAAGUAGCUCAGCUUACUGGUUUUUCCAGAGAUGACUUCCCAUUCAAAUACUUGGGAUGUCCUAUCUUCCAUACAAGAAAGAAGAAGAUGUAUUAUAAUGAUUUGAUCAAAAAAGUGAAGGACAAUUUACAAAACUGGAAAGGAAAAUUGAUGUCAUUUGGUGGUAAAGCGGUGCUCAUAAAGAGUGUUCUUCAAAGCAUGCCUAUGUAUUUACUUUCAGCAAUGGUUCCCAAAAAAUACACUAUCCAAGAGCUGCAUAGAAUAUUUGCUAGAUUCUAUUGGAGCAGCAUGGAGGAGAAGAGGAAUAGCUAUGGUGGAGAUUCAGGACUAGUUGCACACUAUGGUCCAUAUUCAUGUGGAACAAAUAUUGCAAGAAACAGAUUCCAAUUCUGGUUAAAUGGAAAGGAGGAUCACAAUUGUGGAAAAGAAUCUUUGGAAGCUAGAGAUGAAAUGGAACAACACAUUUGGUGGGAAACAAAAAAUGGUUCAUCUAGUCUAUGGUUUGACAACUGGACUAGACUAGGACCAUUGAUCACACUUUUACCAGUUGGUUAUCAGGUCAAUGAAGAUUUAGAAGAUGUGGAUGUUGUGUUAUCAUAA
Molecule: messenger RNA, 633 nt
Organism: Lycium ferocissimum
Lineage: Eukaryota; Viridiplantae; Streptophyta; Magnoliopsida; Solanales; Solanaceae
Exons: 2
Coding region: 1-633 (210 amino acids)
Source: RefSeq, a predicted model, not a curated record